CGGAACACCGACAACGCUAAAAAGAAGAACCAUAUCCUCUUUCACGCAUGGAUCUGUUUUCUUCUCUGGAGGGAUUUCGAGGAGGUGCGAUGGUUUGCGCGGCUAGAAAUUUUGGAGACUCGUACAGGCGAGAAAGAGCACACGUACUCUGUGUUGCAAAGUUGUAAAAGUAGUUUCCCUUGAAGUUUUUUUUUCGACACCAGUUCAGACUCCGUGCUUCUCCAGCCUGCAGACCCACAGCCAUCAUGGCGAGGCGGACAGGGGGGAGAUCCGUGGUUUUGAAGCCGAGUACGCGCGUUGCUUUCCGGGAUAAACACCUCCAGUUUCACAGGGGCUUAUUUGCUUUUUCUUUGAGGUUCGUGUUAAUCUGCUCAGCUCUUUCUUGUGGAUAUUGCGGAGCCGAGACGGAGUUUUCCAUCCUGGAAGAAGCACAAGUUUUGGCCGAUCAAAUGAAAAAGCUGUCCUCUCAGGAACUGGGAGUCUUCACUAUGCAGAGGAUUUUCAACUCUUUUGUGUACACAGAGAAGACAUCAAACGGAGAGACAGAGGUGCAGCAGCUGGCCAAGAAGAUUCGGGAGAAGUUUAACCGCUACCUGGAUGUGGUGAACAGGAACAAACAGGUGGUGGAAGCCUCAUACACUGCCCACCUCACCUCUCCACUCACCGCGAUACAGGACUGCUGCUCCAUACCAGCAUCUAUGAUGGAGUUUGAUGGAAACUUCAAUACCAAUGUCUCCAAGACCAUCUGCUGUGAUAGACUUUCCCCCACCGUCAACAGCCGAGCUUUCAACCCUGGACGAGACCUUAACUCAGUGUUGGCAGACAACCUGAAGUCCAAUCCGGGGAUAAAGUGGCAGUACUUCAGCUCAGAGGAGGGCAUCUUUACUGUCUUCCCUGCCCACAAGUUCCACUGUAAAGGAAGCUAUGAGCACCGCAGCAGGCCUGUGUACGUGUCCGCAGUACGUCCUCAGUCUAAACACAUCGUGGUGAUGGUCGACCAUGGAGCGUCUGUAACUGACACCCAGCUUCAGAUUGCCAAGGACUCUGCACUUGUCAUCCUUAAUGCUAUCGAUGAACAUGACAAGAUUUCCAUUCUGUCGGUGGCAGAGAUGGUUCGUUCUUGUUCUCUGGACCAGUGCUAUAAGACUCUGCUGUCUCCAGCCACCAGCGAGACCAAGAGGAAGAUGAGCACCUUCAUCUCCAACAUCAAGGCUUCUGAUGGAGCCACACAGCACGCAGCUGGCUUCCUGAGGGCCUUCCAGCUGCUCCGAAACACCACCAGCCUCAGCAAGCAAAGCACCACGACAGACAUGGUGAUCAUCUACCUGUCAUCUGGUAUCACGUCUCGAGAGUCAUCAGAGCAGGAGAAGAGAGCGACGCUCAGUGUGGUCAGAGAGGAGAACCGACACCUCAACAACUCUGUCAUGAUCCUCACCUACGCUCUCAUGAAUGAGGGAGUAACGGGCCUGAAGGAGUUGGCCUUCCUGAGGGACCUCGCAGAGCAGAAUUCAGUGAAGUAUGGCGUUGACAGAACGACGGACCGAGACCGCUCCUCUGUGGCGUCAUCAUCUGGAACAGCAGGAGCUUUGAUGAUGCCGGUAGUAAAGGGAAGCAUGAUGGUACUAAACCAGCUAAGCAACCUGGAGACUACAGUGGGUCGCUUCUACAUUAACCUGCCCAACCGCAUGAUCGACCUGGCGCGCUUUAGCCUGCCCUACUCUGACCCCAUGGGAGACGGAUUUAUUAUGACGGUGAGCCGGCCUUGUUACUUUGGUAACCUGCUCCUGGGCGUGGUCGGGGUGGAUGUGAACCUGGCCUACAUCUUAGAGGAUGUCACCUACUACCAAGACUCACUGGCUUCAUACACCUUCCUCAUUGACAACAAAGGUUACACCCUGAUGCACCCAUCGCUGACGCGGCCCUACCUGAUGACAGAGCCUCCCCUGCACACAGACAUUAUCCACUAUGAGAAUAUCCCAGGAUUCCCUGCUGUCCGACAGAACAUCCUCAGCCUUCCUCUGGGCAGUCAGGUCAUUGCUGUCCCAGUCAACUCCUCUCUGUCCUGGCACACCAACCGACUCAGGGACAACAGCAAAGAUGCAUACAAUGUCAGCUAUGCCUGGAAACUGGUUCAGGACACGUCGUUCAUCCUGUGCAUUGUGUACGUGCAGCCCGAGAUCCCAGUAAAGCAGCUGAAGAACUUGAACACAGCUCCCAGCUCAAAGCUGCUCUACCAUCGUUUAGACCUGCUGGGUCAACCCAGUUCCUGCCUUCACUUCAAACAGCUUGCCACUGUCGAGUCCCCCACAGUGAUGUUGGCAGCUGGUAGUUUUUCCUCUCCCUAUGAGCACCUCAGCCAGCCAGAAACAAAGCGCAUGGUGGAGCACUACACCGCCUACCUGAGUGAUAACACCAGGCUCAUAGCCAACCCAGGCCUCAAGUCCUCUGUCAGGAACGAAGUUAUGGCGACCAGUCACGUCACGGAUGAGUGGAUGACACUAAUGGAAAUGAGUAGCCUCAACUGCUACAUUGUGCGCCGUUACAUAGCAACCCCCAGUGGGGUGCUCCGGAUUUACCCAGGAUCACUGAUGGACAAAGCCUUCGACCCGACCCGCAGACAAUGGUAUCAGCAUGCUGUGGCUAACCCUGGCCUCAUCACCUUCACGGGGCCAUACCUGGAUGUGGGUGGGGCAGGAUACGUUGUCACAAUCAGCCACACCAUCCAUGCCUCUAGCUCUCAGAUGGCCCCUGGUUAUGCAGUUGCAGUCAUGGGCAUCGACUUUACCCUUCGCUACUUCUAUAAAGUCUUGCUCGACUUGCUGCCCAUCUGCAACCAAGACAAAGGCAACAAGAUCAGGUGCUUCAUAAUGGAGGACAGAGGGUACCUGGUAGCACAUCCUACUCUCAUUGAUCCCAAAGGUCACGCCCCUGCAGAGCAACAGCACAUCACACACAAGGAGCCACUGGUGGCUAAUGACAUCCUUAACCAUCCCAAUUUUGUCAAGAAAAACCUGUGUAACAGCUUCAGCGACCGCACCGUGCAGCGCUUCUACAAGUUCAACACAAGCAUAGUGGGCGACCUCACCAAUCUGGUUCAUGGUAGCCAUUGUUCCAAGUACCGUCUGACCAGAAUCCCUGGUACUAACGCCUUUGCUGGUAUUGUCAACGAGACGUGUGACUCUCUGGCGUUCUGUGCCUGCAGCACCGUGGAUCGUCUCUGCCUCAACUGCCACAGAAUGGAGCAGAAUGAGUGUGAGUGUCCAUGUGAGUGCCCUCUAGAGGUCAACGAGUGCACAGGCAACCUCACAAAUGCUGAAAACAGGAACCCCAGCUGUGAGGUGCAUCAGGAGCCAGUCAGUCUGAAUGUGAUUGAUCCCAGUCUGCAUGAUACCCUGCCCCAGUGCAUCAAUACCCGCUGUAGCCAGAGAUACACCAGCAGUGACUGUUUUGGCGUGUUGGACUGUGAGUGGUGCAUGGUGGACAGUGAUGGUAAGACUCACCUGGACAAGCCAUACUGUGCCCUGCAGAAGGAGUGCUUCGGAGGCAUCGUUGGCGCCAAGAGUCCAUACGCGGAUGGCCUGGGGCUUCUAGAUGAGGAGGUGGCAUCUCUGAAUAUGAUCAAGAGCGCCCCUGUGGGUCCAGUUGCCGGGGGAAUUAUGGGAUGCAUCAUGGUGUUGGUGCUGGCUGUGUAUGCAUACAGACACCAGAUCCAUAGGCGCUCUCACCAGCACAUGUCACCACUGGCAGCACAGGAAAUGUCAGUGAGAAUGUCUAACCUGGAUAAUGAAAGAGAUGAGAGGGAUGAAGACAGCCACGAGGACAGAGGAAUCAUCAGUAAUACUAGAUUUAUAGCUGCAGUGAUCGAGAGACACACACACACUCCUGAACGGAGACGGCGGUACUGGGGACGAUCUGGGACAGAGAGUGACCAUGGUUACAGCACCAUGAGUCCACAGGAGGAUAGUGAGAAUCCACCCGGAAACAACGAUCCUCUGUCAGCAGGCGUCGACGUUGGUAACCACGAUGAUGACCUGGACCUAGACACACCUCCCCAAACGGCUGCGUUGCUCAGCCACAAGUUCCACCCCUACCGGCAUACGCACACACACCACCACCCGCUGCACACGCACCACCUACAAGCCGCGGUCACCGUGCACAGUGUGGAUGCAGAGUGCUGAUCCUCAGCGUGGCAUUGCCCCUCCUGCCAGGGAUGGAACUUUUUUUUUUAAAUUAAAGACUAUUUUUAAAAAAACAUUUUGAUUACACAGUGGGUACUGUCAGGAUGGACGGAGGGAGACAGCCACAGCUGGACUCAAACCUAUAGUGCCAAUGAGCUGUGGGGACCUCCGCCACAAAUGGCUCCUUAGCUUCCCAUUGUGCCAACAUCUUACACACAUACACAGUUUUACACAUCGAAAAUUGCCAGACCUGGGCCAGUAGAAAUAACCAAAUUGGAAUUUUUGUUUGCUUUCUGAUGAAAUUUGACAUUCAGGACUCUGUAAGUGCAUGCACAAACCUUUGGGAGCAAACAAAACACCGUUUGAGCUCAUUCACUUGCCUUCGAUGAGGAGAGGAUACAACUGGAACCUAAUCAAAUUAAAUCUAGAACCUGAUGUGAACCCUUUUGCGUCAGGGCUCCAUCCCACCCUCCACACAGGUUUUUUGCCCUACUAAGCCCACUUGUGGUGAGGGGAGCCGGUCAGUCCUUACAUUUGUGAAAACUGCUGAAUGUCUCUGAAGAGUUAAAACUUUCCAACACUGACCUGGAUCUAAUGUGGGAUUACAGUAUGGAUUCUAUUGCAGCUUUACUGUGCUUGGUUCUACAGAGAGACACUCAAAGUUUAUCCAAAGGAGCAUCUGCUGGUCUUACAGAAAAUGGUUUGGGAAUAUAUUUUGACAUUUUCAUGAAUGUCUGUGAACUUCAAAGUAAGAAAAAUCUUCAUUGAUUCACAUAAAUACAGAAAGAAACACUUAGAAGAAGAAAAUAUUAUUUUUCUACUAUUUAUUAAAGAGGUAGAUUUUCAGGACAGAUGAAGAAGCAGCUACAGCUAACACAAAAAAAGACAAUAGUCAGGAUAAGUAAUACGCACUGACCCACUUCCUAUAACCAGUUCAUCAUUUUUAGGGCUCAUUAUUUUCAGUUUUUAAUUCUGUAAAAAAAAAAAAAAAGGUGAAUGGUUGUUUAUUUAGAAUUUUUGAA
Messenger RNA from Toxotes jaculatrix (banded archerfish), 5200 nucleotides. RefSeq names its product cache domain containing 1 (gene cachd1). The transcript has 27 exons. NCBI's taxonomy places the organism in Eukaryota, Metazoa, Chordata, Actinopteri, Toxotidae. The coding region runs from base 246 to 4178 and encodes 1310 amino acids. Gene Ontology annotation, molecular function: voltage-gated calcium channel activity. Gene Ontology annotation, cellular component: voltage-gated calcium channel complex. The record is from RefSeq and is a predicted model, not a curated record.